Ipomoea nil (Japanese morning glory) is the source of this 2109-nucleotide messenger RNA. Its product is annotated as pentatricopeptide repeat-containing protein At2g30780. The coding region runs from base 164 to 1708 and encodes 514 amino acids. Gene Ontology annotation, molecular function: mRNA binding; protein binding. The transcript is spliced from 2 exons. NCBI's taxonomy places the organism in Eukaryota, Viridiplantae, Streptophyta, Magnoliopsida, Solanales, Convolvulaceae. The record is from RefSeq and is a predicted model, not a curated record.
AAAAGAAAAAAGAUUAAAACAAAAAUGCCAUCAUCUCCAUCUCCGGUUCCUUGACUGCUUUAGGUGCCAUCAAAGAGAUUAAUUUCCGACUGAGUAAACCCCCUUCAAAAACCCUAUUCUACAAAUCCCUUCAUCAAAAUUUGAACUUUCUAAAAUUUCAACUAUGAAGCGGUUGUUGAAAAUCACAUACCCAGAAUUGUUUUUCCACAAAUUCUCAGGGAUUCCUACAAAACCCUCUGCCGUUGCAUCGCUUGUCCGAGCCUCAGCGCAAUCGUAUUCUUCUUCUUCUUCUUCCUCUUCUCCUUCUUCUUCUUCUUCUUCUUCUUCGUCUUCCCAAUACGUAUGGCCGAAUGUCGUUGGUCUCUUCGCCGGCAAGUGGACCUAUGGGGAUUCAUUACUCGCGAAUGAUCUAAGAGACAAGGUCUCGAAGUUGAGGGAUGAGCUGGUGAUGCACAGCGGCGAUGUUGAAACUUUGUAUAAAGUAUUGGAAGAGAAAGGAGCUUCCUUGUUUCGAAAGUACAGGGAUGGUUCUGCUGUAGUUGAGCUCUUGACGCAGCUCCAUUCUUCCCCACAAUUAGCUAUUGAGGUUUUCAAUUGGAGAAGAGAAGUGGACUAUAUCAAUCCUCUAACAUCAGAGGAGUAUGCCAAGGCUAUUUCUUUGGCAGGAAGGUUGCAUAAUGUUGAACUUGCAUCACAAAUCUUCAGAGAAGCUGCUGACAAGCAAGUCAGGACAACUUCCAUGUACAAUGCGCUCUUGAGUGCAUAUAUGUAUAAUGGUUUGGCCGUGAAAUGUCAAUCUGUUUUUCAGGAUAUGAAGAAGGAAGCAACCUGUUGUCCAACGAUAGUAACAUAUAACAUUCUUAUUUCUGUAUUUGGGCGGCUAUUGCUCGUAGACCACAUGGAAGAAACCUUUCGCGAGGUUAAAGAUUUAAAUAUAUGUCCUAACGUGACUACAUAUAACUAUUUAAUUGCUGGGUAUCUUACAGCAUGGAAGUGGGAUGAUAUGGAGAAGACAUUCAGAAUCAUGAAUGCAGUCAGCAUAGAGCCUAAUUGUACUACAUAUUUACUGAUGCUGCGGGGAUAUGCAUAUGCAGGUAGGUUGGAAAAGAUGGAGGAAACUUAUGAGCUGGUCAAAGAUCAUGUUGAUCAUAAGGAAAUCUCAUUGAUUAGAACAAUGAUAUCUGCUUAUUGUAGAAGUUCUAACAUGAAUAGAGUUUCAAAGAUUAAGGAAUUGCUGAAGUUUAUUCCAGACAAUGAAUACCGUCCUUGGUUGAAUGUCCAGUUGAUAAUUUUAUAUGCAAAAGAAGAUCUUUUAGAAGAGAUGGAAACUUCGAUCAACGAGGCAUUUGAACGCAACACCUCUGUAACAACAAUUGGUGUGAUGAAAGGCAUUAUUGCAUGUUACUUCCGAUACAGUGCUAUGGAUAAGCUUGCUAAUUUUGUGAAGCGUGCAGAGUGUGGUGGAUGGAGAAUUUGCAGGUCUCUUUACCACUGUAAGAUGGUUAUGUAUUCAUCAGACAAGCGGCUCGUUGAAAUGGAAAAUGUUCUUGAUGAGAUGGAGAAGGUGAAUAUUGUUUGGACAAAGAAAACGCUAUGGAUAUUGUAUAAAGCAUACUCAAAAUGGGGUGAAAAGAGUAAACUUGAGCAGGUUGCAGGGGUGAUGUGCAAGCAUGGGUAUGGCAUUCCAAUGUCUGCAUGCAGUUCAUAGAUCACCAUUUGUUAUUUGCUCUAGGGAUGACUCGCAAGCAUGUGGUGGCAUCUUAUAAUUUAUGUCACCAUGAAUCUCUGAACGUCCAUGUAGUGCUUCUUUUGUUAGUGGAGGAUUAAUUCUAUUUAGAUACUCUCUAGUGUCAACCAUAUAACAGUGCGUUGGAGUUACAUUAGGUUACUCUUUUUGAUUCAUUUUAUACUAGUGUGAGCCAUUGGCCACAUGAUGUUGUGCAAAACCAAGUGUUACUAUCUGUAGUACUGAGCUCUAUAUGCAAUAUUCACAUUUCAAAAUAAGAUUUUACCUUCAAGUGUAAUUUGUGUAAAUAUGUUAUUAUGGUGACGGCGUCCACUUCCAAAGGAGUAGACAAGUAGUGACAAGUUAAAUUUUUUGAGUUACUA